AAUUAUCAGCCGAACCCAAUUGCUUCAUUGGUUGGCUCAGUCAAGCCUGGUCCGCUGCCCAGUGGUGUGGGCUAAGUUAGAACCAAGAGGUUCUCAAGAUUUCGGUAUGUGGUUUAUAAAACUUGACGAUCAAAAAAGUUGAUAUUCGAUACAGCAUCGUCGAGCGGAGAGCGUGGGGAGUUGAAGUUGGAAGGAAAGAUGGGAGUGACGAAGGAGGAGGUUGAAGCUACCUUGACUUCAAAAUUGAAGCCUUCUCACAUCGAAGUAACUGAUACAUCUGGAGGUUGUGGUGCAAGCUUCGAGAUCGAGAUUGUGUCAGAACAGUUUGAAGGGAAGAGGUUACUGGAAAGGCAUCGGAUGGUGAAUACUGCAUUGGCCGAGGAGAUGAAAAACAUCCAUGCACUCUCAAUAAAGAAAUCUCUUACUCCUGCACAGUGGAAACAGCAACAAGAGGCAGAGUCGAACAAUACUGAACCGGCAUAGUGGCGUUCUAAAAUAUUUCAUAGUUUGGGAGGAUGAUAUCUAAAGUGCAUGGUGUUCUUCAGCUAAUUACAAACUUCUGUUAGAAGUUUUAACAUCUAUACAUAACUUCUGUAUUAAAUAAUUCAGCUUUCCUAACUACUGCUCUUGACUUUUUGUUUUUUUUGUUCAACUGGUGGAUUAUUGUUGUGUUUUACCAUUUCAUGUGGACCAGAUGGCCCAUAAACCAGUUUUGCUCAGAGCUGAUGGUAUUUUGUUGGUGUAACAUGAGCACUGUGAGGAUCUCUCAGUGGGUUUGGUGAA
Macadamia integrifolia is the source of this 783-nucleotide messenger RNA. Its product is annotated as protein BOLA2. Gene Ontology annotation, biological process: intracellular iron ion homeostasis. Gene Ontology annotation, molecular function: 2 iron, 2 sulfur cluster binding. Bases 199 to 483 code for a protein of 94 amino acids. Gene Ontology annotation, cellular component: nucleus; cytosol. Lineage: Eukaryota; Viridiplantae; Streptophyta; Magnoliopsida; Proteales; Proteaceae. The transcript has 3 exons. The record is from RefSeq and is a predicted model, not a curated record.